Molecule: messenger RNA, 2723 nt
Organism: Nannospalax galili (Upper Galilee mountains blind mole rat)
Lineage: Eukaryota; Metazoa; Chordata; Mammalia; Rodentia; Spalacidae
Gene: Synpr
Product: synaptoporin
Exons: 6
Coding region: 462-1319 (285 amino acids)
Cellular component (GO): synaptic vesicle membrane; synaptic vesicle
Source: RefSeq, a predicted model, not a curated record
CCUUCUUCCAGCCUGGAGCCCUCUUGCUCAUGAUACCAGCCCACCGUCCCCAGCCAACAGCUCCAAAGUUUCGCCAGAGCCCAGGGCAGCAGGCGCUUGGAGGAGCCUGGACCAAUGUGCUGGCUUCUGCCUCGCCCACCCUGUCGCCCUCCCCUGUGAAGCAUGUGUCUGGCCAAUGGCAGCCUGGCCCUGAUGGCUUGGCUUUCUCCCCUCCCUUGUUGCCGCUCCCCAGCCCACUCUGCCCAGCCCACCCCUCGCAGGCUCCUCGCCUUCCUGAUCGCUGGCUCCUGAGCGCAGAGCCGAGCCCUAGCAAGCUGGGCGGGCAGCCGGCGCUCCUGGCUCCGUCCCCUGCCAGCUGCUCCCAGGGUCUACUCCGUCCCCAAGGGGCUCCUCAUCCUGGGCCAGGCGAACUUCCUACCUGAAGGGAACCAGAGCUUGGGAAGACAGAGCUAAGGCUAGCAAUGGACCCUGUGAGCCAGCUGGCCUCGGCGGGCACCUUCCGGGCGCUGAAGGAGCCCCUUUCCUUCCUGCGAGCCCUGGAGUUGCUUUUUGCAAUCUUUGCAUUUGCAACAUGCGGUGGCUACUCCGGAGGCCUGAGGCUAAGUGUGGACUGUGUCAACAAAACAGAAAGUAACCUCAGCAUUGACAUAGGGUUUGCCUACCCAUUCAGGUUGCACCAGGUGACCUUCGAGGUGCCCACCUGUGAGGGGAAGGGAAGGCAGAAGCUGGCGCUGAUCGGAGACUCCUCGUCCUCUGCUGAGUUCUUCGUCACCGUCGCUGUCUUCGCCUUCCUCUACUCUUUGGCUGCCACCGUCGUUUACAUAUUCUUCCAGAACAAGUACCGGGAAAACAACCGGGGCCCACUCAUUGACUUCAUCGUGACUGUAGUCUUUUCAUUCUUGUGGUUGGUGGGUUCAUCAGCUUGGGCGAAAGGAUUGUCUGAUGUCAAAGUUGCAACAGAUCCCAAGGAAGUCUUGUCACUGAUGUCAGCUUGCAAGCAGCCGUCCAACAAAUGUAUGGCUGUCCACAGCCCCGUCAUGUCCAGCUUGAACACGUCGGUGGUCUUCGGAUUUUUGAACUUUAUCCUCUGGGCUGGAAACAUUUGGUUUGUUUUCAAGGAGACGGGCUGGCAUUCCUCGGGACAGAGAUACCUUUCAGACCCCAUGGAGAAGCACUCUAGCAGCUACAAGCAAGGCGGGUACAACCAAGACAGCUAUGGGUCAAGUGGUGGGUACAGCCAGCAGGCGAGCUUGGGGCCAUCCUCUGAUGAGUUUGGCCAACAACCUAGUGGCCCCACUUCUUUUACCAACCAGAUAUAACAGAAUAGUGUCCGUGUUCUUCUCCAGAUAGCCUCAACACCUUCCAUUUCAGUAGCAGAAGAAUUUUUUAAGAGUUUCAAUCAAUUAUUAAUGCAGAGAGUGUUGAAUGUAAAUCAGAGCUCUGUGGCCCUCAUUAAGCCAGAAAGGCCUGGGUCGUGAUAAAUGGUACUUAGAGAUUAGAUGCCAUGAGGAGAUACAUUAUUCAUCACAGAUGGGUAAUUGGAAGGAACCUUGUUAUAUACACAGUACUUUUAUGGUUGUUUUGUAUGUGUGUUGAAAUAGUGAAGCAUUUUGUAGCUUAAAGUCUCUAGUAUGUAAUAUGCAUAAAGUAAAUUAAAUAGCAUUAAGUUUCCCUAUGCAUUUUGAUGCAAAAGUCAAUUUAAUGAUUCCUGGAAGACCAUUUGGUGUAUAACAACAUGCAUGUAUUAUUAUGUUUCGCUUUAGGUCCUGUAGGACUGUAAAUCUCUGUUUUAGAUAAUUACUCUGUUUUUUUUUUUACUUGAUGAAAUGAUGCUUAUAUGAUUUAGUGCAUGAAUAAGCAUUUUCUUACACAAUAAACAUUUGACUGCAUUUAUGAAGAUUUUUCAGUUUGCAUCAUAAAUUUGUUAAGCAAGUGUUUAAAGCAAUGUAUUCAAUACUUUGUAUACUUUGCAAGUUUGUUUCUCUGGCUAAGCCACCUUCUGAAUGCUUAUAGGUAAGGUUUGGAACUUUUCCCAAUCUGCAGACAGUGUUCUGUAUGAUAACUGCCCAGUAUUUGUCUGAUUUACUUAACUAAAUGUUCCAUUCUUUAACUUUCUGUGGUGUUUUGUGGCUCUUAUCCUGUGAACCAUGAGUAAUAAGGCCCAAUAACUCUGUGUUUGUAAAGUGGUAUUUUCUCAGAAUACAGGAGAUGUAGGCUUAGAUCCCAUAGUUUAAGUAUUGUAGAAAGGGUACCCUGUAAUCCUACAUGACCAGCCAAGCAUUUAAAAUCCUAUUUUGAAGCUAAUCUGUACCUCAAUCCAAUUAUUAGGACUCUCAAGUUACAAUUUAACAGAAUUACUAAUUCUGAUUUGAGUAUAACCCAUAAGUUAAAAUUGGUUUCCCUGUGCCACUCUAUCCCAAAAAGAGGGCUCUCAUGAAAUACUGAAGAGAAUUCAUCCCUUAGCAAGAAAAUGUCUCUACGUUUUAAUUCACCUGAAACAAAGGGCCCAACAGGAAGGGCAUGCUAAGCAUCCACAUUUCUAGAUAAAGUCGUUACUGAUGUACAAACUCCUUGUGUGAUCUGUGAUACUGAAAGCAGUUUAGCACAAAAUAGCCUGUGUCUUAAAUGCUAUCUGUAACCAUUUUUUUUAAUCUGUUGGAUAAAUCUGUAUUGUGAUAUCUAUUUGACUUCAAUAAAGUUGUUGCAUACAAUCUGGCUAAGCA